Molecule: messenger RNA, 1921 nt
Organism: Phascolarctos cinereus (koala)
Lineage: Eukaryota; Metazoa; Chordata; Mammalia; Diprotodontia; Phascolarctidae
Gene: PCMT1
Product: protein-L-isoaspartate (D-aspartate) O-methyltransferase
Biological process (GO): protein modification process
Cellular component (GO): cytoplasm
Molecular function (GO): protein-L-isoaspartate (D-aspartate) O-methyltransferase activity
Source: RefSeq, a predicted model, not a curated record
CUUAAAAUCCCCAGGAAGCGGAACAUACAUGUCCCUUUCCUGUCCAGACUUGGGCCUCUGGACAGGCAGCGGAGGAAGAGCUCAGAGCAAAGGGCAGCCGCCGCCGCCGCCACCGCCUCCAGCCCCACCCGAGCGGCCCUGCCCCGUCACAGAGCGCAUGCGCGCAGUGGGGGAUGUCGGGAGCGCGCAGCGGCCCCGGGGGCAGCAGUAGCAUCAGCGGCAGCAGAGGCAGCGGCGGUAGCGCCGGGGACGCGGACGUUGACGGGGCGGUGUCGGUGUGGGAGGUGGUCGAGUUCCUCGCGAAGCUGCUGGGCACCGCCGCCGCGCUGAAGCUGGUUCUCUUCGUGUUCCAGGCGUGCCUCGCGAUGGCCUGGAAGUCCGGCGGGGCCAGUCACUCGGAGCUCAUCCAAAAUCUCCGCAAAAAUGGAAUAAUCAAGUCAGAGAAAGUUUUUGAAGUAAUGCUGGCCACAGACCGUGCUCAUUAUGCAAAAUGUAAUCCCUACAUGGAUUCUCCACAAUCAAUAGGUUUCCAAGCAACAAUCAGUGCUCCACACAUGCAUGCAUAUGCUCUAGAACUUCUGUUUGAUCAGUUGCAUGAUGGAGCCAAAGCUCUUGAUGUUGGCUCUGGAAGUGGGAUCCUUACUGCGUGCUUUGCCCGUAUGGUUGGUGCUACUGGAAAAGUCAUAGGAAUUGAUCACAUCAAGGAGUUAGUAGAUGACUCAAUAAGUAACGUCAAAAAGGACGAUCCAACAUUUUUGUCUUCAGGACGAGUCAAACUGGUUGUGGGUGAUGGAAGAUUGGGAUACUCUGAAGAAGCUCCCUAUGAUGCUAUUCAUGUAGGAGCUGCAGCUCCAGUUGUGCCCCAAGCACUAAUAGAUCAGUUGAAGCCUGGUGGAAGAUUGAUUUUACCAGUUGGUCCUGCAGGUGGAAACCAGAUGCUGGAACAGUAUGACAAACUACAAGAUGGCAGCGUCAAAAUGAAGCCUCUGAUGGGGGUGAUAUACGUGCCUUUAACAGAUAAAGAGAAGCAGUGGUCCAGGUGGAAGUGAUUAUCAAUUCCACUCUUUCUUCUUCCACACGUACAAGGGAUGAAUUGUAAAAGUUACAUCAACUUGACCCGAAUAUAAUAUUACAGUGGAUCGCUCAUCUCCAGUUCUAAGAGCUUUUUGAAAACCAACAGCAUCACAACUUGUUUCAGACUUUGUCACACUGUUAUAAUCAGCAUGAAAAUGCGUGGUUUUGUGGGGUUUCCAGUUCUUUUAAAGAAGCACAGAACCAAUCUGGUAGAGAAGGAGGCAGAGUACACAUUUGUGCAUUGUUUCUUUUAACAUGCCUGCAUUUUAUGUUCAUCUAUUUAAAGAAGGGGAUUUCUACAAAUCAUGAAAAACAUAGCUUGUGAAUUCCGAUACUGACUGGGCGGGGUGAUCAUUUUUUUCUCUUCUCGGGUCCUUAAUUCAGCUCCAGUAUAUUCAUUGAUCAGGUUGCUUCUGUGCAUCUAAUGACACUAUUCACAACAUCAGGUUUUCUGUAUUCAAAUGUCUGUUAGAUGCUAUUAAGAAAAUAGAGAUGAGCUUCCUUUUUAAAGCUUUUGACGUGGUGUCAUAGAAUAGCAUGUAGUAGAUACAAUCAAUCAGCUGCUUUGUUACCUUUAAAACUAGGCAUUUGUACAUAUGGAACUUCAAGAGAUGAGAGGUGAUUAUCUCUUAUACACUUGGCUGUUCAGAUUGGACAUAACUGACAUAGUUUCUCCUUGAUCCUCUUUUGAAAUGACCAGAGACUUGUAGCUCAGUAUUGUUUUUCCUGUUUGUAAUUCACUGCUGAUAAUGUAUAUGAAUUUAACAUGCUGUGUAAGCUGUGUCCUAGUUACUGAACAGUUUAUGCAGUGUUGCUUUGCCAAAUAAAGUUAAAAGCAAAAACACAA